AAAAACCCUUGAUGUUAGCAUGCUGAAUGCCAAGUAUUCGUCAUUCUUUGUAAUUAUUCUUUGUUAAUUUUUAGUCAUGGAUGCGUGUGGUAGAAAAGUACUCGAUGUCGUUGAAGCAAUUAGAAACCUGAAAUGGGUUUUUAUUGACAAUGCGGAUAAGUUUGAGUACGAAGCCGAGCGAGCUGUUAUAAGAACAAGAAGGUACACGGUAGAAGAGUGUAACGAAGAAGCUACCAAAUACCACAAGGGAGCAAGAAUAUGUGAAGACUAUCUCUCUGACGUAAUAUGCAUGUGUUGCUUUUUAAAAAAAAUAAAAAAUCUAGGGCUGACUGAUUUCUUAAAUGACCUAAAAGAUGUUCUACCUACUGAAGAUGAAGGGUUUUCAUUUCAAAACAACAUAUCGUUAAAAUUGGAGGAAUUUAUGAAAAAGAUCAAGGAACUAAAGGAAAAAAUAAAACAAUUUGAAGAUAAACAAAUAAUGUUUAAGUCUUUUAGUAAACUGCACUUAAGGACACCCAUAAGUAAACCGUACACUAUGUAAUUGUUGUUUUAAUAAAUUAUUAUAAUACUAAUUGACUCUUUUAUUUAUUUAUAAUUAAGAAAUAAAACAAAAAAUAAUAUAAUAUAUUUUUAUUUUUGCAUUAAAAAAGUAUCAUACAACCAAAAUACAUUAGAUAAAGCACAAAUACAUUUUUCACUAUUAUGAUAAAAACAAGCAGGUUCCUUAACUUCUAAUGUUGGUUGUACAUCCAAUUCGUAUAAAGGAAUAGCAAUGUAUUUUUUUAAAUAAUUUUUCUUUUCCAUGAUAAGGAUAUCGUUCAGAAUUAAGGAACAUACGAAUAUUUGUUAAAUUGCAGUGAUCAAAUUUACUCAUAUCUUUCAGCAUUUUUCCUUUUCGACCAUCAUGGAAAGCUACUACAAUAUGACGAGGACUUUCUAAUUUUAUAGUUGUUUUUACUGGCCAAGUAUGACGUGUUGAAUUAUUUAAAGUGAGAUAUUCAAUUAAUUCCCAACUUCUAAAUUUUAUAGGUAGUUCCGUAUUAUUACGAACUAUUUUGUUUAGCCGCAAUUGUUCGCUAAUAUUAGGUAAAAUAUGAGGUACAUUCCAAUAAAGUUUAUUAAUUUCAAUUUUUGGUUUUUCUGUUUCAUCUGUAGCAAUAAUAGCAUCAAUAUCAUCUUUUUCUCGUAUCAAGACUAAUUCCUGUCUCAUAUUAAUGAUAAUUCUUUGAAAAUCUUCAACAGGAAACAUAGAAUAGUAAAACUAGUCAGAUCAUGGAAUGGGCGAUAUGGUGCUAAAAAUUUAAUUUCUAGUGCCCGGUUUCAUAGCAGAAAAAUAUUCAAUGACAAUUUAGUAGCUAUAGAACUGAUUAAAUCAGAUCUAGUUUUUAAUAAACCCUUGUACAUUGGCAUGACUGUUUUAGAUAUAUCAAAAUUAUGUAUGUACCAAUUUCAUUACGACUAUAUGCUUCCAAAAUUGGGCGCAGAUAAAUGUAAUUUAAUGUAUAUGGAUACCGAUAGCUUUAUUUAUGAACUGUACUGUCAUGAUGCAUAUGAGGAAGUAAUAAAACAAGAUCUAUCAAAAUUUGAUACAUCCGAUUACGCUGUAGAUAAUAUCUAUAAUAUUCCUCGAGUAAAUAAAAAAGUUUUAGGAGUAAUGAAGGAUGAAAAUAAAGGAGAAAUUAUGACAAAAUUUGUGGGAUUACGAUCAAAAAUGUAUACUUUUAAAGUUCAAUCUGGUCGAAUCACUAAAAAAGCAAAAGGGACUAAAUAUAAUAUAGUAAAAAAUGUUAUAAAAUUCGAUGAUUAUGUAAACUGUUUAAAUGAUUUUAAGGAACAAACUGCUACUCGACACUCCAUUCGGUCAUAUAGCCAUAACGUUUAUAGUAUAGAACAAACAAAAAUUGCGCUAAGUCCUUAUGACGAUAAAAGAUAUUUAAUUCCAAAUAGUUUUAGAACCCUACCAUUGGGACGUUACAGUAUUUUAGAAUAGAUUUUUUUUUGUAGAUGAAUGUUCCAUCAUUGACCGACCUGUCUAUCAAAAAAAUCUGUGAAACAACAGUAUCAGCAUCAUAUUUCAUCGAGCAGUCCCCCUUGCCGUGGACAUUAACAAAAAUAAUAUUAAAAAAAUUUCCUUUAUAUAAAUGGGAAACGAUGAUAAGCAGUGCUAAAAAUGAUCCUAUUCCUUCAUAUAAAGGAAUAGAAUUUAUUGCUUGCUCUAAACACAUACCGUCACAUUUAAGAAAUGUCGUAUUAGGAAAGUCAGAUUGGGGGAGUAUAUUUGAAGAUGAUGUAGAUGAAUGUUCCAUCAUUGACCGACCUGUCUAUCAAAAAAAUCUGUGAAACAACAGUAUCAGCAUCAUAUUUCAUCGAGCAGUCCCCCUUGCCGUGGACAUUAACAAAAAUAAUAUUAAAAAAAUUUCCUUUAUAUAAAUGGGAAACGAUGAUAAGCAGUGCUAAAAAUGAUCCUAUUCCUUCAUAUAAAGGAAUAGAAUUUAUUGCUUGCUCUAAACACAUACCGUCACAUUUAAGAAAUGUCGUAUUAGGAAAGUCAGAUUGGGGGAGUAUAUUUGAAGAUGAACACUCCAGUUAUUGUGUAUGGGCUAAUGGAUAUUAUCUUAAGCAGCAUCGCCUAAACGUAUGUAAAUCAUGUUUUUUUGCAUUCAAAAAUGCUCAUGAGACCUUAAAUAAAUUUUUACUGGUGCGUUACGACCAUACUCACGAAGUUUAUGAUGCUGAUGAUAUCGUUGAAUGCGUAUAUCAGCAACCAUAUUAUUGGUGCAAUAGUUGUUUUACUCACGUUUUAUUCGAUUUAAAAGAUUACGAGUCUUGCGUUAAUGCAUUACAUGAAAUGCCUAGAAAUAACAGGUUUGAUGAUUCUGAACCAGAAGUCUGAAGUAGGCAGUAAUAUUGAUUCUUUUGAGACGAAUGAUAGUGUCGAAUAUCCAUAAGCUACUAUCUCUCUUUCUCUCUUUUUUUGUAAAUAAUAAAGAUAAUAUAAUGUUAUUUUUCUUUCUGUAUUUUAUUCUAUAAUAAAGAUAUAUGUAAACAUU
Molecule: messenger RNA, 3050 nt
Organism: Diabrotica virgifera virgifera (western corn rootworm)
Lineage: Eukaryota; Metazoa; Arthropoda; Insecta; Coleoptera; Chrysomelidae
Exons: 2
Coding region: 77-541 (154 amino acids)
Source: RefSeq, a predicted model, not a curated record